AUGGAGCAGAACAGAGCAGGACGGUGUUUACAGAGAAAAGGCUCAGGAGUCUCAGAGGUAGAGAUCAGACGAGAGAAGAGGCAAAGGGAUACGUCCCCUUCUUUUCUUUUGAUUUUUGAGAGUGAUCCAAACAUCAAGCUGGCGGCAGAUGAGACGAAGAGCUUGCCGGUGGAGGGAGAUGGUGCCGGAGGCCGGGACAGCCCAGCAGACAGGGAGUGCCCCGGAAAGCUGGUGCGCGUUGAGCUGGAGUGGGACAUCCCCAUGGCAGUGACGCUGCCAGUGCAGGUGCAACCUGACCCCGCAAACCAACCCUUCCCCUUCCUGGACACGACACUGGCUGACCUGGGCAUCGAGGAGUCAGAGGUGAAGGAGAGGGUGGUGUGGGUCGACACCAAGAAGACGCAGGUGAAGAACAAAGCAGGGAAGCUGAAGGAGAAGGAGAUCACCAUCCUGGAGGUGCGAGUGAAAGCCCAGAGGCCCGGAGAUGAAGAGCUCCAGGAGGUGUUGUACAGCACUGAGGCCCACACUGACCGCUCCUUCUGUCGCACUGGAAUGAACAUCCUGCCUUGGAAACAGAGAUACACAGACAAUGGAUUGACACCCGUGCAGAUGACGAUGGCUUUGGACGUGGAAAAUGAGCAGCUGGACUCGACUGAGGCGCACGGACAGAGGGAUAUCUGAAGAGAAACAUCUCAGACCUGGGUGUGUGUGUGUUUCGCUAUAAAUCACUGAGCUGCACAUUUGCUUCAUCUUUAGAAGGAGGUUAACAUAGUUGUUUAACUAAUCCAAGGCAAAGUUUGCAUUUGUUUAGAGGAUUCAAAGUGUCUCAUUCUACACCAGGUCGAAUGUGUAAGUUUUAAAUCUGCCUGAAUUGAAAGAUUAUUUAUUUUUUUCCUAAAUUGUUGCAUUUAUAAAAAGAAAAAGAAUCUCUUUCACUUGUCGAUUGUGUGGCAGGACACGUUUGUAUAGUUAAGUCUGUCCAACUCUUGAAAUAUAUACGAUGUAAAGUGUUCAGCAAAUAAAGCUGAUUCUGAUGGAACCAUAACAGAGGAUGAAACUUCAAAUGUGGACGCCACACACAGAUUUGUCCAGCUUUCAUCAUUCAGAAUGACUGAAAUCCAGUUCAAUUAAAAUGUUAUCUUAAACCA
This is a messenger RNA of Paralichthys olivaceus (Japanese flounder), 1148 nucleotides long. RefSeq lists its product as uncharacterized. NCBI's taxonomy places the organism in Eukaryota, Metazoa, Chordata, Actinopteri, Pleuronectiformes, Paralichthyidae. The record is from RefSeq and is a predicted model, not a curated record.